CAUUUCCGAUAUUCUUCUUCUUCUUAGGGUUCUAAUUGGCGGCACACCAAGAAGCUAGGUUGAUUUCUUCUGUUGGAAUUCAAGUGUUUCUCUUUGGUAUAUAAUAGAGUUUCUGUCCACAGCAAGUGACUCCAUCCUCUCAUUCACUAUUCUCACCAUAAGUUUCAUUUCCCCAUGUUGAGUUUCCUCUCCGAAAGAAUCCUCCAUGGGAGAAGACCCAACAAUAUCAAAGCUUUCAAAUGCCACAAUCUUCAAAACAACCCAUCACUUCCAUUCUCAACCACUUCAAAUCAACAAUCAUUUACAGUCUCUUACCUCGUGAAAACUUGUGGGUUGUCCCCAGAAUCUGCUUCAUCAGUCUCCAAACGUGUCAGCUUUGAAACCCCAAGUCAACCCGACUCUGUUAUCGCCUUCUUAAAGGACCGUGAAUUCUCGAAAACCCAAAUCGCAACCAUCAUCGGUAAGAUGCCACGUAUACUUUCAUCUAGUGUUGAGAAAACCCUUUUGCCCAAAAUCACGUUUUUUAACUCUAAAGGGAUUUCAAGCUCUGAUAUUACCAAACUCUUUGUUAAAAAUCCACAUAUUCUUAGAAUCAGCUUAGAGAAGAAAAUUGUCCCUUCUUUUAACUUCCUUAGCAAUCUGUUUCAAUCAGAUAAUGCUGCCUUUGGUACUGUAAAUCUACAUCCCCGUAUUUUUUUAUAUGAUUUUGAUUCUUACGUUUUGCCUAAUCACAAUAUUCUGAGGCAAAAUGGAGUGCCUGAAGUUAACAUAGUUAAGGGACUUCGUCGGGUCCCCAAGGCAUUCUUUGUUGCUCCACCUCUGUUUAAAGAUGAUGUUGAGAAAAUAAAGAAAAUGGGGUUCAAUCCUGCGAGGUUUACUUUUGUUAAAGCUCUAUAUGUAUUGGGUUCAAUGAGCAAAUCCACUUGGGAGAGAAAGUUUGAUGUUUAUAAGAAGUGUGGUUGGUCUGAGAAAGAGAUUUUAGAAGCUUUUAAGGUUUUUCCCUUGUUAAUGGCAUUUUCUGAGGAUAAAAUUAAAGCAGUGAUGAAUUUCCUUGUGAAUGUCAUGGGGUUCCAGGCUUUACUUAUUGUUAAACGUCCCAAUUUGCUAGGAAUGAGCAUGGAGAAGAGAAUUGUUCCAAGGGGGUUUUUCCUUAAAGAUCUUGUUUCGAGGGGUUUACUAGAAAAGAAAUUGGGGUUGAAGAUGUUUCUGAUUUCAGAAGAGUUGUUCCUUGAGAGCUUCGUGUAUUGUUAUGAAGAAAAAGCUUCUGAGCUGCUGAAACUCUAUAAUGAAAAACUGAACCUUGCUGCAGGGGGAAAGCUUAAGACAGACAAAUCAUAGAAGAUAUGUCGAAAUAUUUUCUUUAUCAGUAUUCUUUUCUUUCAUAAUUAACAUUGUUGUUUAUUGAGUAGAGAGGUUGAUCAAACUCAGAGCU
Hibiscus syriacus is the source of this 1432-nucleotide messenger RNA. Its product is annotated as transcription termination factor MTERF8, chloroplastic-like. The transcript has a single exon. Bases 175 to 1338 code for a protein of 387 amino acids. Gene Ontology annotation, molecular function: double-stranded DNA binding. NCBI's taxonomy places the organism in Eukaryota, Viridiplantae, Streptophyta, Magnoliopsida, Malvales, Malvaceae. Gene Ontology annotation, biological process: chloroplast organization; regulation of DNA-templated transcription. The record is from RefSeq and is a predicted model, not a curated record. Gene Ontology annotation, cellular component: chloroplast.